Aspergillus saccharolyticus JOP 1030-1 is the source of this 1368-nucleotide messenger RNA. RefSeq lists its product as uncharacterized. The transcript is spliced from 6 exons. The record is from RefSeq and is a predicted model, not a curated record. Lineage: Eukaryota; Fungi; Ascomycota; Eurotiomycetes; Eurotiales; Aspergillaceae. Bases 1 to 1368 code for a protein of 455 amino acids.
AUGGAGACUCUCAACCGCACCUUCAAAUCCGCCACGAACGCCCUCUGGAACGAAAUCCAAGCCACCACCCAGCCCCCUCAAGAGUCACAACCGCACGGCGAGGAGCCCAUGUCUGGCAUUCAGGGUACAGGCAGCGUGACGGAUCCUUAUGAUGGAGGGAACCGUGAUGACCAGCCCGGCGCCCCCCGCACCACAGCCAACACAGCCCUCAUCCCCGAACCCCUCGUCUCGACCGCCGCCGCCACCACCACCGCCGCUGGCGACCACGCCCAGAACCCCCAGUCGCCCAGCAACGCCGACCUGGCCCUCAAGAACGUCAUCGUCGACGAGCCCGCCCUCCCCACCCAGAAAAUGGAGUACCCGGACCCCAUGACAGCCGCCGCGCCGACCAAAGCUGCCGAGACGGCGGGUGCGCCGAGUAGCGGCUCGGCGGGGAUGAAGCAGCUGGCUGCGUCCGGGGGCGCUUUGCAGGGGGGAAAGACGACGGGAGUGUCGGAGCAGAGGGGAGGGGUGUUGCCGUUGACUAGUAACUCGCCGUCGGCUUGGCUGGGAGAGGGGUCUGGUUCUGGGGCUGGAGAGACGCUUGCGAUCCGUGAAAAGAAGAAGGAUGAUCUUCUGCAGGCGAAUAGGGGGUUGCCUGCUUCAGAGGGUAUGCAGCCUGCGCCUGCGACUGCGACUGCUUCAGCGCACGAGCCGAACGACGACGACGACAGGCUUAGAUCCUCAGCUGCUGCUGCCGGAAUCGUUGGCGCAGGUGCGGGUACCACUACCGCUGGUGCUGGUGCCGGUGCUGGUGCCGGUGCUCUCCGCACAAAACCCCAACCCGACACUAUCCCCUCUUCCAGCAUCGCGCCGGAGGAUAAGAUUGCGUCUAAAGACCAGCCUUUCGGUGCUAGAUCAACCUCUGCCUCGCAGCCGCAGCAGCAGCAGCAGACAGAAAAACCCACCACUACCACCACCACCACUGGUGCAGGUACCGCGUCAGACACGGAAUCCGUCGGCCCCAGCAACGAAAAGAAAGACUCCAUUACUUCCCCAGCGGAGCACGACACCCUCCCCACGGCCACUCACGACAACAAAGUCAGCGAGGAAGCCCUGAAGGGCCCGCAGACGCCUGCCCCGCGCGAGCCAUUCGAGUUUGAGAAGAGGAUGGGGUCGAAGGGGGGUGCGGCUAAAUCUAUGGAAGGGUAUGUGUUUGCGCCACAGGCUGGAGCGGGUGCCGAUGGCUCGAAUGACACCGAGGCUGAGAAGCACGGUAAGGGACACGGGCAGGGGAAGAUGGCUCAUUUGAAGGAGAAGGUGGGGAAGGUUCUGCAUCAUGGAAGUUAUGAUAUCAUGGACACUGCUUUUGCUUUUGUUGAGAUUUGA